AAGUUUUUAACUCACCCUGUACUUCGUUAAUGCAUUCCAAUGACUUCCGGUAGUUCAUUCCAGUGAAUUCCAAUGAAUUGACGUUUAGCAGCUUUUGACAUUUCGUUUUAUUCUUAAAAAAAAGUGGAAAAUUUGUUUUUCUGGUCCUAUUUAGCCCAAAUAUAACUUUUAACCAUUAUAUAUCCCAUGGCUAAAUAAUAUUUGAACUAAUAAAUAAGUUGAAUGUGCAGUUAGUGGAGUGGUGCAUGCAAAUAGAUAUUUUGUGCAAAUAUGGAGACCCUUACAUUGACGGAAACAGGUAGCACUACAACAAUGCAUGUGCAGGUCCAGCUGGAUGGACAGUCUCCCACUUUGGAACACCAAAGACAUCAUAUAAAUCAGCAACAUCACAUCGUAAAUAUUGGUGAUAUGUCGGAUUUGGCACACGAAUUACAUGAGGAUAUCGUUUCAAUACCCAAAGAGGUUAUGCUCAUAUCGUUGGUAUCACAAGAGCAGGCACUGUAUAAUCCCAAGCACGAAUACUACCGAAAUACGCAUCGCAAGGAUGCUAAAUGGUUGGAAAUUGCAGAAACUGUUGGUUGGUCAGAGGCUCAGUGUAAAUCGAAGUGGAAAGCUAUGCGUGAUCAAUACUGUCGCGAGCUGAAACGUAGCAAGUUUAAUACCAAAGCCAAUGUUAAAUGGAAGUACUUUAAAGAGUUGGAAUUCUUGCGGCCGUUUGCGUUGUCGAGAAACUAUCGGCCGCGCGCCAACACCAUAAUUACCAAAACCGAUAAUAUAACGUUGUCUAACGCUAGUAGUAACAACAAUUGCACCAAGCUGCCGAGUAUUAAAAUCGAAAAUGGUCAAUUGACAAGUUGCAAUUUCACUACCGAUGCAAAUGUUUUGGAUACAGAUGAUAAACAUGACGUCACAGCUACACGUUUGCUAACAUCUCUCACAGAUGAACAGCUAAAUUCAGUAAUGCAGCAACACGGUGGUAGUUGGAAUUAUCUUACCACAAGCGCAACAACGAGUACAACAGAUGUUCGUACGAUGCAAACAAAUCAUCAUAGCGUCAGCGAUUUGGAUGAAAACAAUUUACUGCAGCAUUCACAACAACACUCGGGCGCUGAUGACAUGCUUUGCGCAUUGGUCGAGAGCGUAACUGCAGCAGCAGGCCAAAUGCAUCAAACCCAAUCACAUAAUGACGAGGAGGAUGAUGAUCCCAUACACACUUUUCUUAAUAUGGAAAGUUUUUUCGAGAAAGACUUGAUUGGAAUGAUACAACAGGAAGAUAUUUUAUAUAAUAAUUUUCAUCCAAAUUACCGUAAUGCAAAAAUGAAGCUAGAAGUUUGGGACGAGAUUGCACGAAAGUUGAAAAAGCCAGGUGAGGAAAUCGUCGGACGCUGCCGUUUGAAAUGGAAGGCACUGCGAGAUCAAUAUAUACGUGAACAUAAACGACUCAAAGAUCGCGAAAAUUCUGAUUCACUGCCACGCUGGAAGCAUUACGAUGCGCUUAACUUUCUACAGAAAUUUAUUAAACAUAAAGCGUGUGACUUCGAUGCCAAAAAUGUAGUACAACUUCCCAAAAGCGAGCUAGACACAGACAUAGAUGACCACAUGAUUGACAGUUCGCCCAUGCGUUCGCCAAUUGAAGCGACAGUUGUAGGACACGAACUGGAACAGCAAGCAUUACCAACGCUAUCAGGUCCGCAUACGCAACAACAUCAGUUGCAUUCAACGGCGCAUGAUAUUUGUGUUGUUAGUGGCAGCAGCGUAAGCGGUUAUGAUGAGAUGGAUAUUGAUCAUUAUAUAAUUGGCCAUACAAGCGAUACAGGUGGCAAUGAUGAUGACGCCGAUGUCAUGGAUGCCGACGAUGAUGAUGAAGAUCGUAAAUCGCAACAACACUUUCCGGAUUACACGCCGAAUUCGACAAGCAAUGCGACUACAAAUUCGAAUCAACAAGAAUGUCUCAAUGAGCUAGAGACGGAAGAGCAUGAUUUCAAAGAUAUAAAGGAGAAUAAUAGUGAGCAACAAAAUGCUGUAGCAUUACAGCAGCAGCAGCAGCUGCAACAACAACAACAGCUGCAACAACAAUUACAGCAGCACCAGCAACAAAUACAACAGCUGCAACAUCACCAAACAAGAACGCAGCAACAGCAACAACAACAACAACAGUCGUUGUUAAAGAUAUCAUCACAAACCACGCUACGCAUUCAGUCACCACACAGCCACCAACAACAGCAACUCAAUCAACAGCAGCAACUCCACCACCAACAGCAGCAGCAGCAACAACAUUUGCUGUCACUAGGAGUUGGUGGAGACACGCAUACUGCCACACUCACCACAGCCGAUGAAUCUAUCAUGCAACAUCAGCAGCAGCAACAACAGCAACCACAACAGCAUCAGCAGCAACAGCAACAUGACUUUAGUAAUGAUAUAAAACCCCCACUGCAGCAGCAACAAACUCUUGCACACAGCUUGGUUAAUGGCAGCACCGCAAAUUUAACCACCAACAAUAGUGCUAACAUUUUGAGUGGAAAUUGUGCCAUAGCGGCUUUAAUGAAUGUCAGUGGCUCCUCACUCAGCAUGGAUGGCAUCAAUAUUCAGGCGAUAACCAGCAGUAAUAGUAGUAGUAUGGCAAAUAAUUCGCCAACAACAGCUACUACCACCACACUGAGUGGUACUGCCGGCAGUGCUGGUGGCGCUGCUGCUGCUGCUACUUCAAUUGCCGCAGCUGCUACAUCUACCUCAACCUCAGCUGUUAACUCAACAGCAGGAACUGAAAAUGUGGGCGAUGACGAGGUGGGCGCCUUCUUCAAAGCAGUUGCAAUGAAAAUACGCAAUGCAAAAAUGUCACCAGUGGCAUUCACCGACCUGCAGAUCGAUAUACUGCGCGUUAUCAAUGAGACGCUGCGAAAUCAUUAGCUAAAAGGGGCAUCCUUACGUUUGGUGUAUACUUUUAGUAGAUUUUUUUAUGCGUCAUUUAUGUAGUUGACUUUAAUUUUAGCGAGUAAUUACUUUGUUUAACCUAUUGAACUUCUAGAAAGAAAAGGCUAUGCGUCUAUUAUACAUUUGAAUUUGGAAUUGUGUGUCCUUGACUAAGAAUACAAAAUUAAUUGAGCUUGAACUUCCAAAAGAAAGAGAAAAAAUCCACUUUGAUGGCAGUAUAGACCUUUUUCAAUAAUAAUAGCACAAAUAUAUAUCAAUGCUGUUAGAUAUCAAUUUUUAAAUACGCAGAAAAUAUUGAAUAAUUAUUUAUAACCUAAGCAAUUAGAGGGAUAUCUUUAAGCAUCACUUUAGCUUUAACUUGAUUACCUAAAUUUUUUAACACGAUAAAAAUUCAAAGAUGCCAAAAUAAUUAUAUUUUACGCAUAACUUUAGGCUUAAAAGCAUAUAUUAUUAUGAAAAUGUAAUUUCAUACGAAUAUAUUUAUUUUCUGGUCUAGCGCCUCCAAUAAUUAGCUACUUAGGGCCCUGCAACAAGGGCUGAUUGAGUUACAACUUAAUAAAAAAAAAAAAGAUAUCAAUAAAUUAGUUGAUUACUAAAUUAAAUGUAUAGUAGGUACAUACAUAUGUCCGUUGAAAAUUUGCAUAGAUUUUUCGAAAAUUGCAUAAAGUUUCAUUGAAACCUUAUUUAAUUCCCCUUUUUAGCCUAAGCGACAUUUUCAAUUCACUGAUCAUUGAGAGAGUUUUUGAAGUGAUUUGAAACACUUUUCGCGUUGUAUUGAAUUUGUAGAUAAGGUGAAGAUUUUUUAGGCAAUACGUAUGAACAUAAAUAUUUACGAAGUUAAGCACAUGUAAAACU
This is a messenger RNA of Rhagoletis zephyria (snowberry fruit fly), 3786 nucleotides long. Its product is annotated as myb-like protein I. The record is from RefSeq and is a predicted model, not a curated record. Gene Ontology annotation, biological process: regulation of transcription by RNA polymerase II. Gene Ontology annotation, cellular component: transcription regulator complex; nucleus. Lineage: Eukaryota; Metazoa; Arthropoda; Insecta; Diptera; Tephritidae.